ACUAUAUCUGAUUUAUCUAGAUUAGUGCAAUUUCCUCUUUCGGAAGGUGAAUCGAUCUUCCUUCUCCGCCUUUGCCUUGCCGGAAACUUGGUUCCUCAUGCUUCCUCUUGUUGCGUGUGUACUGAUCGAUGAUACCAGUGCUGCUGUUCUGAGCGUACCUCUCCAACGCCAUGGCAACGAAGCUGAUUACUGGUGAAUCUUAGCAGAUGGAAUUUGCACCUAAGUAGUUUUAUGGCUAGUAAUAUUGCAUACCAACUAGACCCCGGUCCACUUGAAUCAUCUGUAUUAACGGAACAAAUUACCCAUAGAUCACGGGAUAUAUGGGAUGGAAGUGUUAAUAUGAUUCUAAAUACGAGGAGGUGUGAUGGUAAAUUUUGGGACCUCGUAAAGAAAUAUCCCAUCCCUCCUUGAGUCUUAGAAGUGAUUCAAUUAUCUGGAUUGUACGGUGUUUAUAGGUCUCAUCGGCCUAUGAUUGAUCGUAGUUUGAUCACUUCCCUAGUCGAGAGAUGGCGUCCUGAGACGCAUACAUUUCACUUUAGGACGGGUGAGGCAACUAUCACCUUGCAAGAUGUAGAGGUGUUGUAUGGCUUACCUGUGAAUGGUCAUCCUGUACUUGGUAAUAAGUUGAUUAGGACUAUAGGAGAUUGGCAAAAUAUUUGUCAAAGAUUAUUAGGUUUUACUCCAUGUCCUCAAGACUUCAACCAUAAUAGCCUUAAGGUCUUUGCACUUAAUGCGCAUAUGCUAAGGCAACCACAGUUGACAGACAUGGCAACACAAGAUAUGGUUAAUCAAAAGGCUAGGUGUUACAUGUUUUGGAUGAUUGCUGGUAUGAUAAUGGUAGAUACAUCUGGUAGUUUUUUAAAGCUUAUGUAUCUUCCCAUGCUCGAGGACGUCAAUGCAAUUGGGUCUUAUAGUUGGGGUAGUGCGACCUUAGCGUGCUUGUAUCAUUUUCUCUGUAAGUCCUCACAAAGUAACCAAAACGAGAUAGCUGGAUUUCUAACACUACUUCAGAUUUGGGCAUGGGAGAGAGUUACUGUCCUUAGACCACAGGUAAUAGCACAAAGAGACAUUAGAAAUAUUUUUCCAGCUGGUUUACCUAAGGGUCCACAUGCUACUAGAUGGUUUGCACGUUUUAGUUGGACCGACACUACUAAGCAUGUGUUGAAAGUGUUUAGGGAUGCACUUGAUUCCAUGACGGAGGAUCAGUUUAUUUGGGAACCAUAUUCUGAUGAGUUAAUUGAGAGUCUUCCUGACUAUUGUCGCAUUGGACGAGAUAUAUGGCGUGUUAGAGCUCCAAUUUUUUGUUGGGAUGUCGUCGAGGUUCACUUGCCUGACCGAGUUAUGAGGCAAUUUGGGUUGAAACAGAUGAUACCAACUCCAUUUUUAUUUGAUUCGACACAUUUUCACCAUGAUCGUCGGGGAAGACCAAAUACAAAUUGGGAGUUGGAGCAUGCACAAUGGUUGCCUUUUUGGAACCAACGACUUCAAUAUAUUUGUGAAGCACCAAUCAAUCGUGAACCACUUCGAUAUGACGACCCCUACCUUAUUUGGUUUAGACGCAUUACUCGUCUUGUUAUUGGUAAUCCUACUCUGCGUCCUCAACAACAACAAGGUUAUGUGCCAAAUUCAACGGCAUACGAAACAAUGGUGCGUUAUAUUCAUUCGAUGGUUGAUAAAGCAAAAUCACUCGGUGAUCAACCAUCAAUGGAGGAAUUUUACAUGUUUCGUGCAAUGGUGCGGAAUGAAGGGAGAAAGAUUGUUUGA
This is a messenger RNA of Solanum tuberosum (potato), 1764 nucleotides long. RefSeq names its product serine/threonine-protein phosphatase 7 long form homolog. The transcript is spliced from 6 exons. Bases 469 to 1764 code for a protein of 431 amino acids. The record is from RefSeq and is a predicted model, not a curated record. Gene Ontology annotation, biological process: meristem development; meristem maintenance. NCBI's taxonomy places the organism in Eukaryota, Viridiplantae, Streptophyta, Magnoliopsida, Solanales, Solanaceae.